This is a messenger RNA of Phyllostomus hastatus (greater spear-nosed bat), 954 nucleotides long. It is a transcript of the gene TNMD, whose product is annotated as tenomodulin. Gene Ontology annotation, biological process: negative regulation of angiogenesis; negative regulation of endothelial cell proliferation. The coding region runs from base 1 to 954 and encodes 317 amino acids. Lineage: Eukaryota; Metazoa; Chordata; Mammalia; Chiroptera; Phyllostomidae. The transcript is spliced from 7 exons. The record is from RefSeq and is a predicted model, not a curated record.
AUGGCCAAGAAUCUUCCAGAGAACUGUGAGGACUGUCACAUUCUAAAUGCAGAAGCUUUUAAACCCAAGAAGAUAUGUAAAUCACUUAAGAUUUGUGGAUUGGUUUUUGGUAUCCUGGUCUUAACCCUAAUUGUUCUGUUUUGUGGGGGCAAGCACUUCUGGCCAGAGACACCCCAAAAAACAUAUGACAUGGAGCACACAUUCUACAGCAAUGGAGAAAAGAAGAAGAUUUACAUGGAAAUUGACCCUGUGACCAGAACCGAAAUAUUCAGAAGUGGAAAUGGCACUGAUGAAACAUUGGAAGUACAUGACUUUAAAAAUGGAUACACUGGCAUCUACUUUGUAGGUCUUCAAAAAUGCUUUAUCAAAACUCAGAUCAAAGUGAUUCCUGAAUUUUCUGAACCAGAGGAAGAAAUAGAUGAGAAUGAAGAAAUUACCACAACUUUCUUUGAACAGUCAGUGAUUUGGGUCCCAGCAGAAAAGCCUAUUGAAAACCGAGACUUUCUUAAAAAUUCCAGAAUUCUGGAGAUUUGUGAUAAUGUGACCAUGUAUUGGAUCAAUCCCACUCUAAUAGCAGUUUCAGAAUUACAAGAUUUUGAAGAGGAUGGUGAAGAUCUUCACUUUCCUACCACUGAAAAAAAGGGCAUUGAACAAAAUGAGCAGUGGGUUGUCCCUCAAGUGAAGGUGGAGAAGACACGUCACACCAGACAAGCAAGUGAAGAAGAACUGACAGUAAAUGACUACACUGAAAAUGGAAUAGAAUUUGACCCCAUGCUGGAUGAGAGAGGUUAUUGCUGUAUUUACUGCCGUCGAGGCAACCGCUACUGUCGCCGUGUCUGUGAACCUUUACUAGGUUACUACCCAUAUCCAUACUGCUACCAAGGAGGGCGGGUUAUCUGUCGUGUUAUCAUGCCUUGCAAUUGGUGGGUGGCCCGUAUGCUGGGGAGGGUCUAG